AUGCCCGAGCCGGCCAAGUCCGCCCCCGCGCCCAAGAAGGGCUCCAAGAAAGCCGUCACCAAGACGCAGAAGAAGGGCGACAAGAAGCGCAAGAAGAGCCGCAAGGAGAGCUACUCCAUCUACGUGUACAAGGUGCUGAAGCAGGUGCACCCCGACACGGGCAUCUCGUCCAAGGCCAUGGGCAUCAUGAACUCCUUCGUCAACGACAUCUUCGAGCGCAUCGCGGGCGAGGCCUCGCGCCUGGCGCACUACAACAAGCGCUCCACCAUCACGUCGCGGGAGAUCCAGACGGCCGUGCGCCUGCUGCUGCCCGGCGAGCUGGCCAAGCACGCCGUGUCCGAGGGCACCAAGGCUGUCACCAAGUACACCAGCUCCAAGUAAAUACUUGGCAAAAACAUUGCUCAACCCAAAGGCUCUUUUAAGAGCCACCCACUUUUUCAAUAAAAGAGCUGAACCACCAAGGAUAGGAAUCCUACUGCAUUGUUCCAGUCGGGAGGGAACCGAAAUGAUUACUGGAUACUCAUCCAUGUAUAGCAUUGCUGUUAUGAGAUCGGCCACUUGAUGGUGCUCAGUCUCCGGAGUUUUUUGGGGUUGCAGUUAUUUUUGUCACAGGAGCGAGAGAUGAGUACAGCGCACUGUACAAUAAAGGAAUUUAUGCGGCGGUAAGUAGCAUUUACCUUAAACUCUUGCUAAUAGCCCAGUAACCAAUAAACCUCAGAAGCACUUUCUAAAAUC
Messenger RNA from Haemorhous mexicanus (house finch), 735 nucleotides. Its product is annotated as histone H2B 1/2/3/4/6. Bases 1 to 381 code for a protein of 126 amino acids. The transcript is spliced from 2 exons. Gene Ontology annotation, molecular function: DNA binding; protein heterodimerization activity; structural constituent of chromatin. The record is from RefSeq and is a predicted model, not a curated record. NCBI's taxonomy places the organism in Eukaryota, Metazoa, Chordata, Aves, Passeriformes, Fringillidae. Gene Ontology annotation, cellular component: nucleosome.